Messenger RNA from Colletotrichum higginsianum IMI 349063, 1503 nucleotides. Its product is annotated as Succinate-semialdehyde dehydrogenase. The record is from RefSeq and is a predicted model, not a curated record. Bases 1 to 1503 code for a protein of 500 amino acids. NCBI's taxonomy places the organism in Eukaryota, Fungi, Ascomycota, Sordariomycetes, Glomerellales, Glomerellaceae. The transcript has 3 exons. Gene Ontology annotation, molecular function: succinate-semialdehyde dehydrogenase (NAD+) activity.
AUGGCGUUCGACUUGCCCUUCAAACUCACCAACCCUGACCUCCUCAGGACUGAUGCCUACGUCCACGGGUCUUGGGUGACGGCAUCGUCGAAGAAGAGAUUCGACAUCGAAGACCCAGGGACCGGCAAGAUCUUCGCCUCGAGCCCGGAUUUUGACCGCUCCGACGUCGACGCCGUCGUGACGUCGGCCCACGAGGCCUUCCAGACCUACCGGCUCGAGAACCCGAGGGCGCGGGCGAAGAAGCUCCUCGAGUGGGACCGGCUCAUCCGCGAGAACAGAGACGACAUCGCGCUGGUGCUGACCCACGAGUCCGGGAAGCCUCUGGCCGAGGCGCAGGGCGAGCUCGACUAUGCUCUGGGCUUCACCUGGUGGUUCGCCGGCGAGGCCGAGCGCAUCCGAGGCAACAUAUCGACACCGUCCGCACCCAACAGGAGGGUGUUGGUCGUGAAACAGCCCAUCGGCGUGGCGGUGGCCCUCGUUCCUUGGAACUUCCCCAUCGCCAUGAUUCUCCGAAAGGCCGGCGCCGCUCUCGCAGCGGGCUGCACCAUGGUCGCGAAGCCCUCCCCCGAGACGCCGCUGACGUGCCUCAUCCUCGCACAUCUGGCCACCAAAGCCGGCUUCGGCCCCGGCGUGUUCAACGUCGUCACGACCUCUCUGGAAAACACCCCGAAGGUCGCCGAGGCGCUCUGCAAGCACCCGCUGACGAAGAAGGUGUCGUUCACGGGGUCCACGAACAUCGGCAGCCUGAUCGCCAAGCACUGCGCCGAAGGCCUCAAGAAGCUCACGCUGGAGCUCGGCGGGAACUGCCCCUUCAUCGUCUUCGAUGACUGCAACCAGGAGCAGGCCCUCGAGCACCUGCUCGCGCUGAAAUGGAGACACGCGGGCCAGGCGUGCAUCACCGCGAACCGCGUGUACGUCCAGGACGGCAUCUACGAGGAGUUCCUCGAGAAGCUGGUCGAGCGUACCGGGAAGAUCAAGAUGGGACACGGCGCCGAGCCCGGCACCACCAUGGGCCCUCUGACGACGCCCCGCGCCAUCCCCAAAGCGCAAGCGCACGUCAAGGAUGCCGUGGCGGCGGGCGCCAAGGUCGUGUGCGGUGGCCGAGCGGGAGCGGAGGUCGGGCUGGAGGCCGGUUACUUCCACGAGCCCACGAUCCUGCGCGACGUGGAGCAGUCGAUGCUCAUCAGCCGGGAGGAGACCUUCGCCCCCGUCCUCGGGGUGUACCGCUUCUCGACCGAGGACGAGGCCGUCCGGUGGGCCAACGACACGAGCAUGGGUCUCGCGAGCUACUUCUUCACCAAGAACGUCGACCGCACGUGGCGCCUGAUGGAGAACCUGGAGGCGGGCAUGAUUGGGAUGAACACCGGGAACUCGUCGGCGGCGGAGUCGCCCUUUGGUGGCAUGAAGCUCUCCGGGUACGGAAAGGAGUCCGGGAAGGACGUGGCGGUGGAGGAGUACCUCGUUUCCAAGACGGUCACCAUGACUUUGGAGGAUCACUACUAA